Scomber scombrus (Atlantic mackerel) is the source of this 1154-nucleotide messenger RNA. It is a transcript of the gene surf2, whose product is annotated as surfeit 2. NCBI's taxonomy places the organism in Eukaryota, Metazoa, Chordata, Actinopteri, Scombriformes, Scombridae. The transcript has 6 exons. The record is from RefSeq and is a predicted model, not a curated record. Bases 97 to 852 code for a protein of 251 amino acids.
CUGGAGCAGUCAACCCACGUGGAGACACUUCCUGAAAGGGGGGGGGGUGGCCUGAUCAACACAUUGAAAUAUCUGUUUUCAAGUGACUUUUAAGCUAUGGAAGAAUUACCUGCGGAUCUCAAAGCUUUCCUUUUAAAUCACCCUUUUCUUCAGCUCAUUGAUGGCAAAAAGAUCAAAUGUACACUGAAUGGCCACGAGUUUCCAUGCAACCUGUCUGAGCUGCAGAAUUUCACUAAAGGGAAGAAAUAUGAGAAACUGAGUGCUACAGCAGAGUUCAACUACAGCCAGUAUGAGCCACACGUUGUGCCAAGCUCAAAACAACCUAAUCAGCUGUUCUGUAAGCUGACCCUCAGACACCUCAACCGGCAGCCUCACCAUGUCCUGAGACAUGUCAACGGGAAGCGCUUCAACAAGGCCCUCGCCAAAUACGAGGACUGUGUGAAGCAGGGGAUUGACUUCGUUCCAGCCAGACUCAAACAGAAAAGGCCCAAAGCUAUCAGAGAGGACUUCAAUCAGGGGAGAGCCCCGAAACAUGGAAACAACGUGUGGGAACCCUCAUCCAGUGACGACGGUCACAGUGACUCAGAAGACAGCAUGAGUGACCUCUACCCAUCGUCUAUGUUCACUUUAAAUAAAGAGGCAGAGGAAGCCAUGGAGGAUGGCGGGGGUGAGAAAGAAGAUGACUUCCAGACAGAUGAGGAUGAGGAUGAGAAUGAAGAGAUGGAGGUGGACAAGCAAGUGCAACAGAAACGUAAAAAGGUCCAGGGUAGUGGUCUUCAGAAGAAAUUCAGAAAUAACAACUGGAAAUCGGGACGUAAUAAGAAAAAGUUGAAAGCUCAAAGUGGAAAAUAAAACGCUGAUCCGUAUCUGAAGAGUUUUUAUACCUGGACAUUAUUCAGGCAACAAACACUGACAUCCAGUUUGGAGUAGUAUUCCUGUAUCUGAGGAUAGACUCACCUUCGUAUAAGUGAACAUCGCUUACAUUUUUCAUUUUUUCUGUGUAUGAAAAAUGUAUUUUUGUUGUUGCGAGGCGGGUUUACAUGUCAUGGAAAGUGUGUUUGUGGCAGUAAACAGAUCAUUUGUACUGGAUAUGUUUGUUUUCUGGUUUGCAACCAAGAGCACUGUCCAAAAAUACAACUCUGUUUGCACUUGCA